Sphaeramia orbicularis (orbiculate cardinalfish) is the source of this 4402-nucleotide messenger RNA. It is a transcript of the gene ntf3, whose product is annotated as neurotrophin 3. Gene Ontology annotation, cellular component: synaptic vesicle; axon; dendrite. The transcript has 2 exons. Gene Ontology annotation, biological process: neuron projection morphogenesis; negative regulation of neuron apoptotic process; modulation of chemical synaptic transmission. Gene Ontology annotation, molecular function: nerve growth factor receptor binding; growth factor activity. Lineage: Eukaryota; Metazoa; Chordata; Actinopteri; Kurtiformes; Apogonidae. The record is from RefSeq and is a predicted model, not a curated record. Bases 107 to 1012 code for a protein of 301 amino acids.
CAGACAGGCGGCAACCCUCAGAAAGUGGGAAGUUUUCGCCAAAGGAUUCUGUCUAAAAAUUAAUCACCUUCAUGUCGACUCUGUUGGAUACAACCCCACCGAUGCUAUGGUUACCUUUAUUACGAUCUUACAGGUGAAUCUAGUGAUGUCGAUCCUGCUGUAUGUCAUGGUCCUCGUGUACCUCUAUGGUAUCCAGGCAACCAACAUGGACAGCAGUCGCCAGGGGCAGCAGCAGCAGCAGCAGCAGCCAAGUCCAGAUCCUUUAAACUCUCUCAUCAUCCAGCUGCUGCAGGCCGACCUGACGAGGGGAAAGAGCCGAGGGAACCACAGCCAGCAGGGGAAGAGCAGGGACACGGAGAUCCAGGAAAAACUUCCUCCUCUACUCGGUGCAAACUCUCCUCUGGGGGAGCAGGGCGACGCAGAGCAGUGGGCAACAGGUGGACGCAGUGGUGGAAGCAGUGAAGGUAUGGUCGACCAGCAGGUGAUGCUGUUGAACUCUGACCUGCUCAGGCAGCACAAGCGAUACAACUCACCUCGAGUGCUGUUCAGUGACCGCCCACCACUGCAGCCGCCACCGCUGUACCUAGCGGAUGAUUUUGUGAGUAGUGGACCUGACGGUGGUGUGGCAGGAAACAAAACAAGAAAGAAACGUUAUGCUGAACACAGAAGCUACCGUGGAGAAUAUUCUGUGUGCGACAGUGAGAGUCACUGGGUGACGGAUAAAACUCAAGCCGUGGACAUAAAGGGGAACCCUGUGACCGUUUUGGCCAAAAUUAAAACCAUUACAACAGAGGACAUUAAACAGUACUUUUAUGAGACACGCUGUCGGAGCCCUCCACCUUUUAAGGGUGGCUGCAGGGGCAUCGAUGACAAGAACUGGAACUCACAAUGCAAGACAACACAGACGUAUGUUCGAGCACUGACACAGGAGCAUAAUAAAGUGGGCUGGCGGUGGAUACGCAUUGAUACUUCUUGUGUUUGUGCAUUGUCGAGGAAACGUCAUAGGACGUAAACAAAACAAGCCCAUCACAACUUCUACUUCCUGUUUGGAAUUCUACUUCCUGUAUAGGAUCUUAUUUCCUGUUCACAGUGCUCCCCACCACAGGAUUAUAUGUCAUGGUGGUACAGAGUUACAUUUUACUAAAAUGAUACUUCCACUGAAGAACUUCUGGGUCCAUUUAAAUGACAUUUCACUAUGUUGCGCUGCCACAUGCCAGUGAGGCAUUGCUGUUUUGAAAGAACUUAUUUGAAAGUUGACAGGGAGGGAGUGUGUGAGAGGGGAAUGUACAUAUAAAUUAUUUAAAUUAUAUGAAAUGCAUGUAGAUCAUACAUGUUUAUCUAUAUAUAUAUAUAGAUAUAUAUAGAUAUAUAUAUAUGACGUAUGAAUAUAUUUGUGUUAUUUAUUGAAAGAAAUCUUCAAAAUGUCUAUAAAAACAGGAAUGAAACAAGCUAUGAACUCAUUUUGAGACUAUAACACAGAGCUGGGCGGCAAAGGUGCUUCACAGUAAGACUUUACAUGUGCCUUGACCAGUGUGGCUGCAGAGGACACAGAUAGGACAUGGUAACUCACACACAGCAGUUGCCGCAAUUGUUUUCAUUUCAUUUUGCAGGGUGAGCUCGUAAGAGCACUGCAGGGCCUGUCUUGUCCUUGAGCCCAAAUACUGACCACUUACCACUGAAAGAGAUAAAUGACUAUAUCAGCAGGUGCAAGGUACUCUUUGACCAAAACUCAUUCAUCAAUACAGAGCUGUAAUAUCAUAAACAUUCACACCUUCCUCACUGUAAAUGUUAUAUUUUGAGUUAAUACAUCAGGUCUAUGGGAACAGAAAUUCCUCUUUUAAACCCAAUUACAGUUUUCUUCAGACAGACUAGAUUCUGGUAACUAAACAUUUUACAGUUUACAUUUUAAACUGGUUUCGUAAGUUGUUGGGUUUUUUUUCCUUUUAAUAAGUAGUUCAUUUACACAUUUCCAUACACUAUACAUUCCCAUACACUGAGACAAGCAGCAGCGCAUAUUACCUGGGUUAGUUCAGUCCCACACUUGGUUUAUUGUAGGAAGGUCUUGGGGUUGAAAAGGCAGCUUGUAUAUUUUUCUUUGUCUGACGAGGCAGUUCAUUAGAAUUCACAUAGAAAACUUGAACUUCCACAACACAAGAGAAGUUAAAUUAUGCAUCAGUGUGAGUUUAUUCUUUGAUGAUUAAAAUCUUCAUUGUAGGGUUUCCACUCCUGCGUUUGGAAAGUUGCAGAGCAUCCACAGUUCAGCCACUGAGAGAAGAGAUAGUGUUGGCCAAUCAGAGGUCUGAUCAAUAUUCAUUUAUCUUGCUAUUUGACCUGACGUUUUACACUCUAGCUAUUUCCCCAAGUACAGUAAAGAGACAAAACAAGGUAAAUAUUUGUCUAAUGGUGUCAGUGGCAGAAAGAAGAGAUUAGAUCGAUCAUAUAGUUCAAGCAAACAAAUUAUGAGAAGGUGUUUACGUAACAGCGAUGCUUUGGAGUCAGACAGUCCUGCAGAAAAUAUUGUCCUAAGUUGAUCUCAAAUCAAUUAUCUCCCAGACUAAUGCAGAUCAGAUGCAGGAAGUAUCAAAAGGGACUUCUACAGUGGCCCCUACUGUGAGACGUACUAAUGCAGGAUAAAUGUGAGAUGAAAUGAAAGUCAAACUUCUGUAUUGGUUAUCAACCAUAUUAUCUGUUCUUAGUAACAGUUUUGAGUAUGUGGAAAAGUCAUCAAGACAGGUUUAGACCAGCUUGAUAAUGAGGAUGAAACCCAAGAGUACUAAUAUAAAAAAUGUUUCAGAAUGAAUACUUAGAUUUGGAGAAGAGUAAGAGAUAACAAAUAGUUACGCCUUUUAAUACUCUUUGAUUUUAUAUCAUUAAUCAGAAACAAACGGAGUAAACAAUGCUGAUGUGCCCUGAAACGUAGAUGACAUUUUGAAGCCCAUAAUGAAACUAAUUUCAUGCCAAGAAUGUGCAGCCUUCAUGUAAAGCCCUCAUAUUAAGAAGGAUGAGCCAGAGCACAGAGUUGGAGAUCACUGAGGACAGAGCGACAUAAAUGGAUAGAGACACAUCACAGGGAAACAGACGAAAAACAACAGAGAAACUGAAAAAUCUAAUUAAGUAAAUCCCUGAAUGUGCAGCGAGUUAGAAACAGACUGGAAGCAACACAGCUGACAAAGAUAUGAAUCAGUCAUUAUCAAAUUCCUCAGAGGUCACUGAAGUACAGAGAAAUGUGUGUUAAGAGUAUAGGUAUGUUGUGUGUCAAAAGGUAUGUGAGAUGACAGAAGAUGAGGGAGUUAAACAGUGAUAAAUAACAGAUGAUCUGUAGCGUGACAAUAAGACACGCUGCAGGUUACCAUGAGGUAUGAGUCAGCUGGAGCAUCAGUCAUAGCAAUGAUGAACACUUUUAUACUGUGUUGUGUCAAAAUGAACAGAUUGUCAGGAAUAAAGGUUUUCCAGUGAUGUUUUGGACUGUUUUGGAUUGAACUAACCCCAGAGUGCCUGAUCACAUCACAUGAUUGCUGCUGCACUGAAGAGGAGAUCCUGUUUUUCCAAGUAAAUAUCAAAGAACUGCCAACUUAGCAUGCUUUUCUUUUCUGGCACCUAAUCUUUGGUUUGGGAUUUAAAACAAAAUGGAUAAUAACUGCUGUAAAUUCCAGAGUCUGUUUGAAGUGUUUAUGCAUAAUUCUGUUUUUCACUGGAUCAUUAGUCAAACCUGAUAUGUUAAGAUUACCAGGAAAUACAAAAAUGCUAGGUUGCAAAAGCUGAGAUCUGAAAAGCCAGUGAGAGAUGUUAAAAUUAGGCAAAAUGGUCAGAGAUCCCAUGUUAACUUAAACAGCUGGAGUUUUAUUAGUAAGACACUGCACUGACAACAAUCCAACAACUGAUCACACUGCACAGCCCCCUCACCAUCCCUCUAACUACACUUUACUGAACCUUAGUGUCCCUUUUGUAACUUUAUUGUCCAGAUGUGGGUGCAAUUGACAAUCACUGCUGCCCAUUCUAUUGACUCUAAUUGACUGACUGAUUUUCCCUUUAAAGUGCCUUGCUCUAGGACACACAUGUGCAGAGGGUAGUUGCUUUAGAUUCCUGACAGACUUUCCAAACGCUGUAGGAUUUGGUCCCACCCCAUGAAUUUUGUAGGCCAGUUGUACUCCUCAGUGACAGUAAAUGCCUGUGCUAUAAAAGACAGAUACUGUGCAGUCCAUACAAAGCUCUUCUGCAACUUCUAUUUGGUGUUGUAAGUGUCUGGUCCAGGCUUGUGCUGUUAACACUGAACUUUGUGAACUGGCAGUAAACAGACUGUUCUGCAAGCCAUCAGGAACCAAACAUAAGCACUGGUUUCAGUCAUUCUGAAGCACCGGUUAUCCAUAUGUACCAGAUUAAAAAACAUGCUGGGAGCACUGAA